Molecule: messenger RNA, 4998 nt
Organism: Fraxinus pennsylvanica
Lineage: Eukaryota; Viridiplantae; Streptophyta; Magnoliopsida; Lamiales; Oleaceae
Source: the annotation of a GenBank genome assembly
AUGGCCCCAAGAACAGGCAGAGGAAAGGGAAAUAAAACCAAGAUAGAGAAGAAGAAAAAGGAAGAAAAAGUUGUACCUUUUGUUCUUGAUAUAUCUGUCAUCACCCCAUAUGAAACUCAAGUAAUUCUCAAGGGCAUUUCGACUGAUAAAAUACUGGAUGUGAAGAAGCUGGUAGCUAUUAAUGUGGAAACAUGCCAUCUUACAAACUAUUCUCUUUCUCACGAGGCUCGAGGACCUAAAUUGAAUGACAAGUUGGAGGUUGUUAAUCUAAAGCCGUGUUUGCUGAGAAUGGUUGAAGAGGACUACACGGAGUCCCAGGCUAUUGCGCACGUGAGGAGGCUCCUCGACAUCAUCGCGUGCACGACACGCUUCGCCAAGCCGAAAGGCGGACGCGGCUCCCCCUCUGCUGGAACCGAUUCGUCCCAGAAGAAGAAUAAAACUGGACAGAGAAAAGCCGCGGGAGCAGUCCCCGAUGGAGAACCACAGUCGCCGGAGAAUUCUCCGCCGCCGAUUUCGGAGAGUUAUGAUAUGGUGGCGAUUCAUCCCAUUCCCAAACUGUCCGAUUUCUACGAAUUCUUCUCUUUCUCUCACAUCUCUUCGCCGAUUUCGCAUUUGAAAAGAAUAGAAACUAAAGACGGAGAAAUGCGGAAUGGUGAUUAUUUCCAAAUGCAGAUAAAGCUAUGCAAUGGGAAGACAAUACAAGUGAUGGCAUCAAAGAAAGGGUUCUACACUUUGGGAAAACAAUUUUUGCAAAGCCAUUCCUUGGUCGAUCUUCUUCAACAGCAAAGCCAAUCUUUCGCCAACGCAUAUGCUUCUUUAAUUAAAGCUUUUGUUGAACACAAUAAGUUUGGCAACCUUCCAUAUGGUUUCCGAUCCAAUACCUGGCUAGUCCCUCCAUCUGUUGCGGAUUCAGCAUCAGAUUUUGUUCCCCUGCCCACAGAGGAUGAGAACUGGGGUGGCAAUGGUGGAGGCCAGGGAAGAAAUGGAGAGCAUGAUCUUAGGCCAUGGGCAACAGAUUUUGCAAUAUUGGCUAACCUACCUUGCACGACGGAAGAAGAGAGGGUGGUUCGAGAUAGAAAGGCCUUUUUGCUUCAUAAUCUUUUUGUCGACGUCUCGGUGUUUAAAGCUGUUUCAUCCAUACAGAGGGUGAUAAAUUCCUCAGCAAUGGGUACAUUAAAUUCUUCUCCAGGAUCAAUCGUGCAUGAGGAUCGGAUUGGAGACCUCUCUAUUACAGUGAAAAGAGAUGCUAUUGAUGCAAGCUUCAAAAAGGAAGUUAAAAUUAUUGGCAGUAAAAGCGUUAAUGAAUCUGCCAAGGAGGUUACUCAGAGAAAUCUACUUAAAGGAAUAACUGCCGAUGAAAGUGUUAUUGUACAUGAUACUUCUUCCUUAAGUAGUGUUCUUGUUAGACAUGGUGGGUACACUGCAGUAGUGAAGGUUGUUGGAGAUGUUAAAAGGGGAAAGAGCCUUGCACAAGAUGUUGAAAUCGAGGACCAACCAGAUGGAGGGGCCAAUGCACUCAACAUUAACAGCUUAAGAUUAAUGCUCCAUGAGCCAUGUGCUAAACUAUCUGGGGGAGAUCAAUCUCUUCAGUCUGAUUUGAGGGAUGUUGAAACUUCAAGAUGUCUGGUCCAGAAACUAUUAGAAGAUAGUCUGAGAAAGCUGGAAAACUGUGAUGCUGUGGCUGAAGAUUGUAUCAGAUGGGAACUUGGUUCUUGUUGGGUGCAGCACCUACAAAAGCUGGAAUCACCUGCAGAUAACAAUUCUGGAGGUCGUAAUGACGAUAACGAGGCUGAACCAGCUGUUAAAGGACUCGGGAAACAAUUUAAAAUGCUGAAGAAGAGGGAAAAGAAACCGACUUCUGCUACUGGGAAGGAUGAAGAAAAUGAUAUUGGAGUCAGCAACCUAAAGAUGGAAAGCAAGCCGGCUGAACUAAAGAACUGCGAGUCUAAUUGUGAAGCAGAGUUGCUGAAAUAUGUUCCUCAAGAAGCUUUCUUACGUUUGAAAGAAACUGGAAUUGGACUUCAUACAAAGUCUCUGGAUGAGCUGGUCAAGAUGUUGCACGAGUACUAUAAUGAAGUUUCUCUGCCUAAGCUGGUGACAGACUUUGCAUCACUUGAACUUUCUCCAGUUGAUGGACGUACGCUAACUGACUUCAUGCAUCUUAGAGGAUUACAAAUGCGUUCUUUAGGCCGCGUGGUUGAACUUGCAGAGAAACUUCCUCAUAUACAGUCUCUUUGUAUUCAUGAGAUGGUUACUCGAGCUUUUAAGCAUGUCCUUAGAGCUGUUAUUGCUUCUGUUGAGAGCAUUGAUAACAUGUCAGCUGCAAUAGCCUCAACCUUAAAUUUCUUGCUUGGGUCAUGGGAUAUCAAAGAUAAAGACCAAAGUGAUCAAAUUCUCAAAUUUAAAUGGAUGGGAGCAUUUUUGGAGAACAGAUUUGGUUGGAAAUUGAAAGAUGAAUUCCAACAUUUGAGAAGGUUGUCGAUUCUCAGGGGAAUUUGUCAUAAGGUUGGAUUGGAGUUGGUUCCUAAAGACUACGAUAUGGAAAGCUCUACACCGUUCGAGAAAUCUGAUAUUAUUAGCAUAGUGCCGAUGUGUAAGCAUGUAGGGUGCUCUUCUGCUGACGGGCGAACUUUACUGGAGUCAUCCAAGAUUGCACUGGACAAGGGGAAGCUAGAAGAUGCUGUAAACUAUGGGACAAAGGCUCUGGCGAAGCUGAUAGCUGUCUGUGGUCCUUAUCAUCGUACAACAGCAAGUGCUUAUAGUCUUCUAGCUGUUGUUCUAUACCAUACUGGAGAUUUUAAUCAGGCUACUAUAUAUCAGCAAAAGGCAUUAGAUAUCAAUGAGAGGGAGCUGGGGCUUGACCAUCCAGACACCAUGAAAAGCUAUGGAGAUCUAUCAGUUUUCUACUAUCGCCUGCAACACAUUGAAUUGGCACUUAAAUAUGUCAACCGUGCUCUCUAUCUUCUUCAUUUUACAUGUGGUCUCUCUCAUCCGAACACCGCUGCUACAUACAUAAAUGUGGCUAUGAUGGAAGAGGGCAUGGGAAAUGUUCAUGUCGCACUUAGAUAUCUGCAUGAAGCUCUGAAGUGCAACCAGAGAUUAUUGGGAGCAGAUCACAUACAGACUGCUGCUAGCUAUCACGCAAUAGCCAUAGCUCUUUCAUUAAUGGAAGCAUAUUCCCUCAGUGUGCAACAUGAACAAACUACAUUACAAAUUCUUCAAGAUAAACUGGGAGCAGAGGAUCUUCGUACUCAGGAUGCUGCUGCAUGGCUUGAAUAUUUUGAAUCAAAAGCCUUGGAGCAGCAAGAAGCAGCACGUAAUGGAACUCCAAAACCGGAUGCAUCCAUUGCCAGCAAAGGUCACCUGAGUGUAUCAGAUCUCCUUGAUUACAUAAGUCCUGAUCAGCAGUCAAAGGAUGCAGACUCUCGGAGGAGACGACGCGCAAAGGUCUUCCCAGUUGGUGAUAAAUCCCAUGAACUGCAGCAUGAGGAAAGAACUGAAAUCACCAUGAGCAAUGAAAGUUUGGAAAUCCAGGCGAUCAUAAAGAGUGACAGUGCUGAUGAUAAGACAGACGCAAACUCCUCUGAAGGAUCCUUCAAGGCCUCUGAAAUUUCUACCUACAAUCGUGAAGAAACUGUGCAAGAAACAAACUCUGAUAGAGGGUGGCAGGAAGCUAAUUCGAAAGGACGAUCAGGGAAUGGUGCUGGCAGAAAGUUCAACAGAAGACGUCCGGAUCUUGCCAAGUUAAAGAUAAAUCCUGAGUACUCAAAUUAUAGAGACAACAGUUAUAGAAAGGAGGCUGUGUCACUGGGACAUAAAGCAACAUUUAAGUCAGUUUCAGCUGAAGUAUCUCCCCCGAGGCAACCUAAGACUGUUAAUUCAACGUUAGCUUCUAAAUCACUAUCAUACAAAGAAGUUGCAGUCGCUGCCCCAGGUACGGUUCUAAAGCCCUUACUGGAGAAAGUAGAAGAAUUAAGUGAAGAAAAAACUGAUACCCAGAUCUGCAUUAGUCUACAAGAGGCAGGAGAGCAAGAUGGAAGGGAAAAGGUUGCUGUAGACGACUCACUACCAGAUUGUGAAGACCCAAAUGGAGACAAUGAAGGUGAAGUUCAUGAUGGUGGAUCCAAGUUGGAAAACUCCUUCCCAAAUGGUGAAGAUAUUUCAUGCUCAAGCAACCAGGAAAGAUCUAUAGAAACAAACGGAAGCAAACUUUCUGCUUCUGCUCAACCAUUCAAUCCAGUUGCCUACUCGUUGACUCAUCCAUUAAACAACACUGCUGUCAAUAGUGUCUAUGAUGUAGUAGCCAGCCAAGGCACACUUACAGAUCCCGUGGGAUUUCCAUCAGUUUCUGCCAGAGUUCCUUGUGGUCCUAGAUCACCUAUGUAUUAUAGACGUGCCUUUUUGAAUUACCAAACCCCCAUUUCGGAAAGAAGUGGUUUUCUUUAUCCAAAAACAAUGAAUCCACAUGCGCCCGAAUUUGUUCCUAGAAGAGCGUGCCAAAUGAAUGCAGCUACUGAAAGUUCAAAAUCUGCUGUGGAUCCUAAUUGCUCGGAUCCUGUAGGAUCUUCUGGAGAGAAGCCCAGUCAGAAAGUUAAAACUGAUGUUAAAGGUGAAAGAUCUAAGAAAAACAGUUCUGAUGCGGAGAAGGCAGAGUUAGCCAGGCAGAUACUGCUUAGUUUCAUAAUGAAAUCAGUGCAGAAUUCUUCAGAUCUUCCAAGUGUGUCUCCAGUCACUGACAAGAAACCUGAAUUUCCAAGUAAUUCUGCUGAAGCAAUUGUAAACGAUAGUGCAAUUAUAAAGAUUUUUUAUGGGAAGGAUGAAAAAACAGAAUCAGUAACAGAGAAGAACAACAAUGAAACACAAAAAGGGGUAGAUGUAAAUCAGAGUAAGAAUAGAGAUGGAGAAGGUUUUGUGCUCGUCACAAAGCGGAGAAGAAACCGUCAGCAACUAUCAAAUGGUUUGUACCGUCAACAAUCAAUCUCUGCUUCAGUGCAUUGA